AAUUAUAGUGCACUUAUUAGUGUUAGGUCUAUGACGCAAUAAUGAAGUUCUAUAUUGAUGAUUUACCUGUUCUUUUUCCUUAUCCAAAAAUAUAUCCUGAGCAAUAUGCUUAUAUGUGUGAUAUUAAAAAAACAUUGGAUGUGGGAGGUAAGUGUGUAUUAGAAAUGCCUUCAGGUACGGGUAAGACUGUAUCAUUGCUUUCAUUAACAAUAGCAUAUCAAAUGCAUUAUCCUGAACAUAGAAAAGUCGUAUAUUGCUCUCGUACCAUGUCUGAAAUUGAAAAGGCAUUGAUAGAAUUGGAAAAUUUAAUGGACUUCAGAGCCAAAGAAUUGGGUUAUGUUGAAGAAUUUAGAGGUUUAGGUUUAACUAGUAGAAAGAAUUUAUGUUUACAUCCAACGAUAUCUAAAGAGAGAAAAGGUAUAGUGGUUGAUGAAAAAUGUAGAAGAAUUACAAAUGGUCAAUUGAAAGAAAAGAUAACCAAGGGAACAGUUAUUGAAGAUCCUACUUCAGAAAUGAACUCAUUAUGUACUUAUCAUGAAAAAUUAAAUGAAUUAGAGCAACAUGAUCUUAUACCGACAGGAACUUAUUCAUUUGAGUCAUUAGUCAAAUAUUGUAAAGAACAGGGUACUUGUCCAUAUUUCACUGUCAGAAGAAUGAUUCCAUUUUGUAAUAUUAUUAUUUAUUCAUACCAUUAUUUAUUAGAUCCUAAGAUUGCCGACCGUGUUUCUAAAGAAUUAUCCAAGGACAGUAUAAUUAUAUUUGAUGAAGCACACAAUAUUGAUAAUGUUUGUAUAGAAUCUUUAUCAUUGGAUUUAACCGAUGAUGUACUAAAAAGAGCGACCAGAGGAGCAAACAAAUUAGCCGAUGCCGUGGAUGAUAUGAAGGAGCAAGAUAGUGAAAAAUUACAAAAUGAAUAUGAAAAACUUGUUGAAGGAUUACGACAAGCCGAAAUUGAUAGACAAGAAGAGUUAUUCAUGAGUAAUCCAAUUUUACCUCAAGAUUUAUUGGAGGAAGCAAUUCCCGGUAAUAUUAGAAAAGCUGAACAUUUCAUAUCAUUCUUAAAACGAUUUAUAGAAUAUUUGAAAACAAGAAUGAAAGUUUUACAUGUUAUUAGUGAAACUCCAGUUAGUUUUCUUCAACAUUUGAAAGAGUUGACUUAUAUAGAUCGAAAACCAUUAAGAUUUUGUUCUGAAAGAUUAUCCUUAUUAGUCAGAACAUUAGAAUUGAAUGAAAUCGAAGAUUUCACAGCUUUGAAGGAUAUAGCGACUUUUGCUACUUUGGUAUCUACUUAUGAAACUGGAUUUCAAUUAAUCUUAGAACCCUUUGAAUCAGAGGGUUCUACUGUUCCUAACCCCAUAUUACAUUUUGCAUGUUUAGAUGCUUCAAUUGCAAUUAAACCAGUAUUUGAAAGGUUUUCCUCAGUCAUUAUUACAUCCGGGACUAUCUCACCUUUGGAGAUGUAUCCGAAAAUGCUUAAUUUUGAAACUACUAUUUCAGAAUCGUAUUCAAUGACUUUAGCCAGAAGAUCAUUCCUUCCAAUGAUUGUAACAAAAGGGUCAGAUCAAGUAGCUAUAUCAUCAAAGUUUGAAAUUAGAACCGAUCCUUCUGUGGUUAGAAAUUAUGGAUCUUUAUUGGUUGAAUUUUCAAAAAUUACUCCUGAUGGAAUGGUUGUUUUCUUUCCUUCUUAUUUAUAUAUGGAAUCUAUCAUUUCUAUGUGGCAAACAAUGGGUGUAUUGGAUGAAGUUUGGAAGUAUAAACUUAUUUUAGUUGAAACUCCAGAUGCUCAAGAGACUUCGUUGGCAUUGGAAACAUAUAGAAAAGCAUGCUCUAAUGGUAGAGGAGCAGUUCUAUUAUCGGUUGCUCGUGGUAAAGUAUCAGAAGGAAUUGAUUUUGAUCAUCAUUAUGGAAGAACCGUACUUAUGAUUGGUAUCCCAUUCCAAUAUACAGAAUCUAGAAUCUUAAAGGCAAGAUUAGAAUUUAUGAGAGAUCAUUUUCAAAUUCGAGAGAGUGAUUUCUUAUCAUUCGAUGCUAUGAGACAUGCAGCUCAAUGUUUAGGUAGAGUUUUGAGAGGUAAAGAUGAUUACGGAAUUAUGGUUUUGGCUGACAGAAGAUUUUCCAACAAAAAGAAGCAACUUCCCAAAUGGAUUGCACAAGCCUUAAAUGAUUCUGAUGAUAACUUAUCUACGGAUAUGGCAUUAGCUACUGCCAAAAAGUUCUUACGGAGUUUAGCACAACCCACGAAUCCUAAGGAUCUGGAAGGUGUGUCUGUAUGGAAUCUUGAACAACUUGAGGCAUUCCAAAAACAACAUCAACAAAAGCAACAGACUGCUCAAUUUGAUGUGGAAGAAACUAAGGUAGAAGUACAAGAUGAUUUCAUGGAUAUUGACGAUGACGAUCUUGACCUUCUCUAGAAGCUCUUUUUUUUUUGCAGACUGUAUAUUUGUAAACAACGCGCACUAUAAUUAAUUAUAUAGGAUAGGAUCAAUAUAUGGAAUCGUUAAAAU
Molecule: messenger RNA, 2504 nt
Organism: Scheffersomyces amazonensis
Lineage: Eukaryota; Fungi; Ascomycota; Pichiomycetes; Serinales; Debaryomycetaceae
Gene: RAD3
Product: TFIIH/NER complex ATP-dependent 5'-3' DNA helicase subunit
Exons: 1
Coding region: 42-2411 (789 amino acids)
Biological process (GO): positive regulation of mitotic recombination; transcription by RNA polymerase II; nucleotide-excision repair
Cellular component (GO): nucleus
Molecular function (GO): DNA helicase activity; hydrolase activity, acting on acid anhydrides, in phosphorus-containing anhydrides; damaged DNA binding
Source: RefSeq, a predicted model, not a curated record